This is a messenger RNA of Homalodisca vitripennis (glassy-winged sharpshooter), 3820 nucleotides long. Its product is annotated as ionotropic receptor 25a-like. NCBI's taxonomy places the organism in Eukaryota, Metazoa, Arthropoda, Insecta, Hemiptera, Cicadellidae. Gene Ontology annotation, biological process: synaptic transmission, glutamatergic; monoatomic ion transport; modulation of chemical synaptic transmission. Gene Ontology annotation, molecular function: glutamate-gated receptor activity; transmitter-gated monoatomic ion channel activity involved in regulation of postsynaptic membrane potential. The record is from RefSeq and is a predicted model, not a curated record. The coding region runs from base 188 to 2890 and encodes 900 amino acids. The transcript is spliced from 18 exons. Gene Ontology annotation, cellular component: postsynaptic membrane; plasma membrane.
UUAAACAACUCGCUACGUAUAGUGUUUGCUCUGUUACACUGUUGAGUUUACUUUGUUUUAGAGCUCAAGGUCUGUUAAGUGCGUUGUUCUUUGUGUGCCAUCUGGUAAAAAUGCUCUAGAGUGCCGAAGAACAUGUUUGCGACCUCUGCUGUUAUUGUGUGAGAAGUGUUAAAGUCAGGUACUUGCCAUGCUACUGUGGUUAACUCACACCCUGUUCACAAUAUCCAUCCUGGAAAUAUCUGCAAAUACUUUUAAUAUAAUAAUUCUAAAUGAGAAAGAGAAUCUACUGGCAGGCGAGUCAACAGCAGCAGCACUGGAAUACAUUAGUCGCAACAGUCGUCUGGAGGUGAAGCUGGACAACAUCAUCGUCGUUGACAGUUCCGACUGUGAUGGCAACACCUUCUACAAGACUGUAUGUCAUGAAUAUGAUAUGAACGUAGAGGCAGGUAGGGGCCCUCACCUAAUCAUUGACUUGACAAGAUGCAGAGAAGUGUUAUCAGCAGCCAAACUAUUCAUACAGAAGAUGGGUUUGCCGGCAAUAUCCACCUCCCAAGAGACUACAGAUAUCAGUAAAUGGCUGAGUGAAGAGACCAACCAGGAAUUCUAUCUUCAGCUCUUACAUCCACAAGACAUGAUCCCACAGAUAAUACGCAUCUUAGCUUUAGCUUCUGAACUAACAAGUGCUGCUAUUCUCUAUGAUGAAUCCUUUGGAUCAGUAAUAAAAUCUGAUUGCCUUCUUCGAGACAUCCCUGCCCGACAGAUAGUGAUCAAUGUGGAGGUCACAACCUCUCUGAGACAGCUGAUGGUCGAACUUCGAGAGUUAGAUGUAUUCAAUUACUUUGUCCUGGGCUCCCUGCUGACUGCCAGGAGCAUCAUUGACAGCUCAGACUGCAGCACUUACUAUGAAAAGAAGUUUGGCUGGUAUAUCAUUACUCAGGAUGACGGACAAUUGCGGAGUUCUUGUCGGAAUAUAACUCUCCUCUUUAUAAAACCCGAUCCAGGGCCAAUCAACAGAGAGAAGUUCAUCAACCUGCAAUCUUCAUAUUCACUGAAAACUCCCUCACACAUAACGUCUGCUUUCUACUUCGAUGCUGUGGUCAAAUCAUUGUUAGCAUUCAGAUCAGUUCUGGCAAGCAACAGUUGGGUCACAUCCAACUUCUCCCAUAGUCUGUGUGCAGACCACAGGAACAGUUCCUCUUUCGAUGACAGAACUGUUGACUUUAAAAGAUAUUUCAAAGAGAUCUAUGAACCAGUGAUGUAUGCUCCAUUUUACAUAAACCCAAACGGUAAAGGGUUCAUGGACUUCACAAUGAGACUUGAGGUAGUAACUAUCCAGGGAGACAAGGAGGACGUAGAAAGAGUUGGGGUCUGGAGACCAGGGUCUGAGGCCAGUCUGAAUCUGAAGAAUAUCGAUGCUGUGUCUUCUCGUACAAUCUACAAGGUUGUAACAGUCCUGCAACAACCUUUUGUGAUAAAAACCAUUGAUGAUGCGGGCAAUGAAAACUUCACUGGCUAUUGCAUUGAUCUGCUCAAUCAUAUCAGUCAAAUCAUUGGUUUUGAGUAUGAGGUCUAUGUGGCACCGGACAACAGUUUUGGAACCAUGGAUGAGAAGGGGCGGUGGGGAGGACUCAUCAAGGAGUUAAUGGAUAAGAAAGCUGACAUUGGGUUGACAUCUCUGUCAAUAACAGCAGAGCGAGAGAAUGUCGUAGAAUUCACUGUUCCCUACUAUGACCUGGUGGGCAUGAGCAUCCUUAUGAAGAGGCAUAACCCAAAAACAUCUCACUUUAAGUUUCUCACGGCUAUGGAAGGCGAUGUCUGGCUGUGUGUUCUGGUCACUUAUGUUUUUGCAAGUUUCCUUCUGUGGAUGUUUGACCGCCUUGGUCCCCGCACAAUGGUUUCACACUCCAGUGAGGAGCUGGAACUGUUAAACAAAGAAAGUCUGUCCUUGAAAGACUGUUUAUGGUUCUGCAUGACCUCCCUAACACCUCAGGGGGGAGAGAGUGGCCCCAGAAAUCUUCCAGGAUACAUCACUCUGGGCACAUGGUGGCUGUUUGGUUUCAUUAUUAUCUCCUCCUAUACUGCCAAUCUGGCCGCUUUCCUCACUGUCUCUCGGAUGGACACUCGGAUACAGUCUCUCAGUGAUCUGGCCAAGCAGUCAGGGAUACAGUACGCACCCAUCAAUGGAUCCUCUGGCAUGACCUACUUCGAGCGAAUGGCUGACAUCGAGCAGACAUUUCAUGAAAAAUGGUUGAACCUGACAUUUCGAGAGGAGUUGAGUGACCAGGAGCGUGCCAUGUUCGCGGUCUGGGAAUAUCCCAUCAGCUCCAAGUAUACAAGGCUGUGGAAAGCUAUGAAGGAGGCAGGUCUACCUAGCACACAAGAGGAGGCGGUGGAGAGAGUUCUAGCCUCGAAGUCUUCUACUGACGGUUUUGCUUACAUCGGAGAUGGCACGAAUAUACGUUAUCAGUGCAUCAUAAAUUGCGAUUUGCAAAUGGUUGGUGAAGAAUUUGGAAAACUACCUUUGGGUAUUGCUCUACAGAAGAACUCUCCUAUUAAGGAGACCUUGAAUAAAGCGAUUGUUCAUCUACUGAACCAAAGACGCCUGGAAAAGCUAAAGGAGGUUUGGUGGGAUGAGAACCCAGAACGGAAGGAUUGUGAACAUCAUGAUGACUUGACUAAAGAGGAAGGGAUAUACCUCAGUAACAUCGGAGGAGUGUACACACUGAUAGUGAUGGGGAUGAUGCUGGCUUGUUUCACACUAGUAUUUGAGUACUAUGACCCCAACAACUCCAACGCCAGUUCGACCACAGAGUCCAGUGACAAGGAGCGAGCCAGCACAAGUAGCACAGACCGAUUCCAUAGUUACCCCUUCCAGCACUGGAUAGAUUAGUGACUAUUGGAUACAACUGCCACUGUCAUGGCUCAAAUUAGAAGAAUCUUUCACAAACACUCAACUUUAAACUGAUUUUCGCUUCUGCACUACUUUCAUCUAAGUGUUGAUAUAGCUUUAAAUUUAUCAAGUACAACUUAAAAAAAUAGUUUUGUUUUCUUUUACCCUUAUUAUUGACAACGAUCUGAUCAAACAGCGUAGGUCUAAAAUGCAUUCUCCAAUGAUACUUUCAAAUUAGGUUGGUGGCAUGGAGCUGUAUUUUACAUCAUAUUAACAAACUGUUAACAUGAUAAAAUUAACUUCAGUUCUCCAAUGGAACAUUUUUGUUGUAAGGAAACAUAGAUUACAUCAGCUUGAUUAUAUGUCCUACUAAAAUGUCAACUUCUUAAACCAGAAUUUCUAACAAGUGCAUAAUUUGUCCAAAACACUCCAUUUGUCAUCGACAACAAAGAUUGUAACCUGUGUAUUCUAAUAUUUUUAAGGUGCAUCACUUGCUUCAGGCAUAAGUCCAAAAAUAAAACCCAGCUAAUAGAAGAUUGACCAAAUCUGUGAGGAUGCCAGUUUGGCCACUCUAUGUUGGUGGUGACUCUUAUUUUUCCUAAGUAUGAGAUAUCAAAACAAUUAAAAUAUUAUCUCUCCCUAUUAGUCUGUUUGGGUACUAAACAUGUACAUAGUCAUAAGGUAGCUAUUGGUACUGAUCUCAAAUAAGGUACUUUUAUCACACUGUACUUACGCAAUUUGAAGAUUGUGUAUAGUAACUCUAGUACAGAAUUUGUUGGAGCUAACAUUCUAAAAAGAUUCAUCAAUGAGAUGGUAUUACAAUAAGGUAAAAUAAGGACAUACCAACCUCAACAAAAUAUCUAGUAUGUGAAAAAAUUGUAAUAAAAUUCUGUUAGAUGAAAGCAAUAAAAUUAUUUUUGAAAGCAACUA